AUGCAAUCCUGCCCGUCAACCCUAAGUGACGUACAUAACCAUAUGUGUAGGGAAGGAACAAUAAACAUAGGUAUGUUACUUUUCCAAACCUCAUUCAAGAGCCAGACCAGCAUCAAUCUCUCUCCUACAUGCCGCCAAGGCAUAAUUAUCGACAAUUGUACUCCAGCGCAACCCGCCCAUAGCUCUCUGCUCUAGCUCUCUCAACAACCCCUCUACCUCGCCCUCCAACCAACCGCCAGCCUCACCCCUUCGAGAACACCCGCGAACCCCCUUUCCGCCGCCGACCUACCACGAUGACCUCCCUCGUUCCACGCCCACCCUACACCGACGACGAGCUCCGAGCCCUGUACCCGCCGACGCUCGAGCUACAGCUCGUGCAAGUACUCCUGCGCCACGGCGAGCGAUCGCCCGUGUCCGCGCGCUUCCAGAACGCCGGGCUAGCCGCCUUCUGGCCGUACUGCAGCGCGGUGCGACAGCUCAAGUCAGCCGUGCUAGACCGGCACCACGGCGAGCAGUUCUCGACGAUGGAGUGGAAGCGACGUCUCGAGACCUUCGGAUCGGCCGACGAGCCCGUGCUGGCCGCGGGCCCCGCCGGCGAGCUCGACGGCGUCUGCGAGAUGGGCAUGCUGACGGACAAGGGGCGCGAGACGACCUUCGACCUGGGCGCGCGCCUGCGCGCCCUCUACGUCGACCGCCUGCGCUUCCUGCCGCCCGUGCUCCUCGACGCCGAAGGCUUGUACCUGCGGGCGACGCCGAUCCCGCGCGCCCUCGACUCCGUGCAGGAGACCUUCACGGGCCUGUACCCGGCGCACACGCGCCCGCCCGCCUUCCCGCCGCCCGCGAUCCUGACCCGCGCCCCCGGCGACGAGACGCUCUUCCCCAACGACAGCAACUGCAGGCGGUUCGCGGCGCUGUCGCGCGCCUUCGCCCAGCGCGCCGCCGACCGCUGGAACGGCACCGACGAGAUGGCGUACCUGACGCGGCUGUGGGGCAAGUGGAUGCCCGAGGACUCGCCGCGCGUCGCCGUCGACUCGCGCCCGCGCCUCAGCGGCAUCAUGGACACCAUCAACUCGACGCUGGCGCACGGGCCCUCGACGCGGCUGCCCAAGGAGUUCUACGACCCCAAGGCCCGCGACAUCAUCGAGAAGAUCGGCGUCGAGGAGUGGUUCGCCGGCUACAAGGAGAGCCGCGAGUACCGCGCGCUCGGCAUCGGCGGGCUGCUGGGCGACGUCGUGGGGAGGAUGGUGGGCAGCGCCGAGAGGUCGACCGCGGACGGCGAGUACGAGGUGGCGAGGAAGCUGGAGAGUAAUUCGUUGAAGGAGGGUAAGGGAGCCACGCCCAUCCGGUUCGGACUGAGCGGGUGCCACGACACGACGCUUGCCGCGAUCCUCGCCAGCCUAGGCGCAUACGAGGGUAACAAGUGGCCGCCAUACACGAGCCAUAUCGCCAUCGAGAUGUUCCGGAAAUCAGGCGACUCCUCGAAGCAAGGCAAGCCGGCGGAAACCAAGUCCAGCUGGUUCAAGUCCUGGGGCUCCUCCGCGAAACCAGGAAACCCUCCCCCGAACACCAUAGGCCGCAAGCGGAGCGAGGAGCUUACGCCUGCGGAGAGGGCUAAGCUGCAGGACUACUACGUACGGAUACGAUAUAACGACGAGGCUGUCACGGUGCCCGGAUGCCGGGCGCCGGGUAAGCAUCUGGAAGGCGACGAGAGUUUCUGCACGCUGGACGCGUUCAAGGCCAUCGUCGACAAGUUCGUCCCGAAUAACUGGAGGCAGGAAUGCAGAGCCAACAUCAAGGGCCCCGCGUUCCCUUCUAAGCCGGAGCCGGCUGGUUAUUAAUAACCACCUUCCUAAGCAUAAGCAAAAUGCUCGAGAGUGAGAAAAAUAAGGGUCCCUAGUGUAUAUAUACCAGUUGCAUCCAUAUGUACAUUCAAGAUCAGGUAGCUGCUCACAUGAGGUAAGAGGUCAGAUUAGCUACGGAGAACGGCACGUGGAACAGAGCGUUAAACGGAUCGGCAUUAGUUCUUUAGCACUCGGAGGCGCAAAAAGAAAUAGCAUUUACAUCAAUAGAAAUUAAGAUGACUGAUAAAAUCUCGGGUAGACAAUGCUAUUGUCUACACAAGGCUUUAUGUAUACAAAUACACAAUAGCUGAAAAGGGGUACGUGAAUU
Messenger RNA from Annulohypoxylon truncatum, 2169 nucleotides. Its product is annotated as phosphoglycerate mutase-like protein. The transcript is spliced from 2 exons. Gene Ontology annotation, biological process: dephosphorylation. The record is from RefSeq and is a predicted model, not a curated record. Gene Ontology annotation, molecular function: phosphatase activity. Lineage: Eukaryota; Fungi; Ascomycota; Sordariomycetes; Xylariales; Hypoxylaceae. Bases 294 to 1838 code for a protein of 514 amino acids.